GUGUCUUGAACACACUACGUGGAUGGUGUAUGGAUGACACGUCGCCUCCUACUCUUCUUCAUACUGCCAGUAAACGUUUUAAGUAAUUCGAAGACGUUGUCAGAACGUAACGCUACUUCUAACAGUGAUUUUAUUGCAAUACUUCUUUCAUAUUAAAUAUAUUUAUACAACCAUAUUAAUACUAAAAAAGUGAAGUAAAGCGAAAUCUUUAUUUCGCGUCAUUCAGGAGAAACAACAGGUUAAUAUAGAGCAAGGUUCCCGUGAUCAUCUGGUACUCAUUCACGAAUUUAAGUUAAAAAUCAAAGUGUAUAAUAAACAAUGCCUGCCGCACCAAGUGCUACCUCGGUCGGAUACCCGGGUAGAUCACCGAGCAAAGUUAUAGCACCUAGAACAAGUGGUAGCGGUACUGUUAGGCAAAGAAAAACUACUACAACUACUGCUACCAGAAGCAGAAACACAGGUGCUGGUUCUGAUGGUAUGUGGAGGUUUUAUACAGAUGACUCCCCUGGCAUCAAAGUAGGACCAGUGCCAGUGCUCGUGAUGUCCCUGCUUUUCAUUGCAUCUGUGUUCAUGCUUCACAUCUGGGGCAAAUAUACAAGAUCUUAAGAUUAAAAGUGACUUUUAAUUAAUGAAAAGAACUGGAGCAUUCUAAGAAGAACACGUGGUAUAAUUAAAAGAAAAUUCGAAUCCUAAGCCAAUAAUACUCCAACGGGAAGUGUAAUUCAAGAAGGCUUACUAUAUUUUUAAUAUUGUUUCUUAAUUGAUUUAAGGAUAUCCGAGCCCCGCUCGUAUCUUGCAUUUUCAUAAGAUGGAUCUCUUGAACAAUGCACUUUUUAUCGCGAAACAGGGCAGAAAUUGAACGCGCGGUCAUAAACAUUACCAUUGUAAUCGUUUAUUUUCAUCGAACUGAAUUUUAUAACAUUUGUAAAAA
Molecule: messenger RNA, 931 nt
Organism: Osmia lignaria (orchard mason bee)
Lineage: Eukaryota; Metazoa; Arthropoda; Insecta; Hymenoptera; Megachilidae
Gene: Sec61beta
Product: Sec61 translocon subunit beta
Biological process (GO): intracellular protein transport
Cellular component (GO): Sec61 translocon complex
Source: RefSeq, a predicted model, not a curated record